Messenger RNA from Cottoperca gobio, 2605 nucleotides. Its product is annotated as lysosomal amino acid transporter 1 homolog. NCBI's taxonomy places the organism in Eukaryota, Metazoa, Chordata, Actinopteri, Perciformes, Bovichtidae. Gene Ontology annotation, cellular component: lysosomal membrane. Gene Ontology annotation, molecular function: L-lysine transmembrane transporter activity. The record is from RefSeq and is a predicted model, not a curated record.
GGAAGCCGGCGGACUGAACCGGCAUUGGGCCAUGGCCACCGCGCGCUUCCCCGGGAAGAGUGUGGACGUGGCCGCCUCAAACUGGACCGCUCCAGCGCUGGGCCGGCCGGUGUGUGUCAACGGGACGCCGUGGAUCCUCUACCUGCUGGAGGAGUGUGUGGAUAAUGUGUGGGAGUACUGCAGCGUGGUGAUAGGACUCAUAUCCAUGUUCUGUUUUCUGCUCUCCACUCUGCCGCAGGUGUAUGAGGCCUAUCGGAACGGUAAAGUGGAGGAGGCCAUGUCUUUUGGCUUUCUUUUCUUCCUCUUCAGUGGAGACCUGACCAGCUUUGCAGGCUGCUACCUCACCAGCCAGCUGCCUAUUCAGGUAGUCACAGUGGUGUUCUACAUCUUCACAGACCUGAUCCUCAUUUCCCAGUUCCUCUACUAUAAGAUCAAGAACAGCUCCAGCAGAAAAAGCCCUGUGUUGAAGUGGCUGUGCUUCAUGUGGUGUGGCGCUGCUUCUCUAGUUCUCCUGGCUUUACCCAAACUCAUCAUAGACAAUAGUGCAACUUUAGACACCAAGAUUCCAACUACCUCUAAUUCAGUGGAAAUCACCGGUUAUAUAUGUGGAUACCUGGCGUCUAUCUUCUACCUCUGCUCUCGUGUCCCCCAGCUCUAUAAAAAUUUCCAGCGACAGUCUACGGAGGGCACCUCCUACAUGUUGUUCGCCCUGGCCAUGAUGGGCAAUGGGACGUACGGGUUGAGCGUCAUCGUGGUCCUGCCUGCACUGAAGGGCUCCAAACAAACCUUCAUCAUCAAACAUCUGGCCUGGCUCAUCGGCAGCCUGGGAGUCCUCAUCCUGGACUUCUUUGUGACUGCCCAGUUCAUCAUGUACAAGAAGAACCGCUCUGCUAGCAGCAUGCUGCUCGGCGUCCCAGAGGUGCAGCCUCUGCUGUGUGAGGAAGUGGAACUGUCAGUGUUAUAGGACACACACAUGGAUCAUAAAGUCAAGCCUGGACUGCCCAGUCUACGGUUGAUUUACUCAUACUAACGUCAGAGAAGAGACGUCGAAGAAGCAACUAACGGCCGCGUUGUGGUGCCGAGGACAGGAAGCUACAGGAAAAAAGAUCGAGUCAAUACAUUUUUCUUAACCAAGUUAAAUUAAGUAGAAACAUUUCUGUCUUUUUCUCUCCAGCCAGGUUAGUUUGCCUCAAUUAAAUAUGUUCCUGGUUAUGAAUACGCUCAGUUGUGAUGCAUUCUGGGAUUACUUGAUUCUGCUUUGAUGGAAUAACAGUAUUUCUAUUGGCCGUUGGGGACCAUGCACACCCAGAAGAGGGAGUGCCAGACGUCUCUUCACAAAUGCAAGCUGUAUGGAAAAAUUAAGUGCCUGUUAUAUUUACACAUUUUUGACAGCGGGUAGCUGCUGCAGAGGUUUGGAACAUUGUUCCCGGAUGCAUGGUAUGGGAUUUAAAGUUUUCCUACCUGAUUUGGUAUCUGAGUGCCAUAAAAUACAGAGUAUGUGUGAGCACCUAAUGCUUAAAUGUUUUUACUCAGAACACGAGACUCAUGAUGUGUACGACAUUAGAGAAGCAGGAUGUGCACGUCUACCUGAAUAAUGUCCGUGUAUGUCGACCUCCUUUCUGUUCCAAAGCGAAGCUUUUAUUCUGGAGAAACACGUCUGUGCCUUUUUUAAAUUACAUACAGUUUUAUUUAAAAUGCUGUAUAUCCAUUGAGAACUUAAUUUUUAUUAAGUUAAAUGCCAGUGAUUUCUUAAACCAGGGAGUUAUUUAAGCCACUGUUUUACAUACAAUAGUCUUAUUGAUGACGAGCACUUCAAGUUAAUUGGACUUUCGUUUUGAUCAUUUGCUCGUCUUGUGUUGUGCUCAGUACGUGUGCGCUGCUGUCACCUGCUGAUCUGCCUAACUAAAGUACUGUACUUCUUUCUCUACCUCAUCACGUGGACUUGAUUUACUUCUACGUUGUGCAUGAAGAGGUGGCUUGCACAAAUUGUAUAUACAAAUGUGAAAUAUACAAUUCAUUUGGUAGCAUCCAAACGACAAUUCCUUUUAGAAAAUCCUAAUUAUGAAGUAUAUUUUGGUCAUUUAUUCACAAUAACCUUUUCUAUUCUUAGCCAGCUGAUGCAAUAAUGUGGACUUAUGUAGAUAUUGGGGGAUUUAUUUAGACUUUGUUGACUGUAAAGACAUUUAUUUUGCAAAUUUAUGCAAUUAGAGUUGAAUUUUUUUCACCAAUAGAUGACAUUUUUGCAAAUUAUUUUUAUAUUGCACGAUUCAAACCUUUCAAUUCCUUUUUAAAUGAGUCGGAUAAACUUUUUCAAUCUAGCACAAAAAGUACAUAUUUAUUGUAUUACUGUAGGAAAUGUAGUAUUUAUAAGACUGAAGAGUUAGUCACUCGUGCUAAGAUGUAUUUAUUUUUCUUUAAGCAUAAUGUUAUUUUAACUGUACAUGGCCUGUUACUGUAUAUGGUAAUUCUAAACUCAGUGCCAAUGUAUGUUUAAUAAUGUUCUGUAAUAAACUAUGUAAAACCACUGUAUGUAUGAUAAUAGCGAUGUAUAUUGUACAAAUAUUGAAUAAACUGCAAAAUACAGAAUAUUCUCUGUGAAAAUACA